AUGGAUUUUGUUAAUUGGAUCAAAUAUACAAAUAAUAACAUUAUCUUAAAUCCAAACUUAGUCAUAAAAGAUACAGGUUAUGGGGGAUUAGGUGUUUUUUAUCAAAAUAAUAAUUCUUGUACUACCACUUCCAUAAAUACACAUACCAACAACAAUGCUAAUAUCGAGUUGAUGAGAAUUCCUAAAAAGUUCACUUUUUCCUUGGACACUUUAAAACCCUAUGUGAAUGAGUUACCCUUUAUUAAAGGUGCCUUGAUGCAAUUGAAUAUAGAUGCAGAGUUUAAUUUUGUUAAUAAAUAUCUCUCGGAAACAACUUUAUUGGUAUAUUAUAUGUGUUUAUUUUUCAGUAUGAGCAAAUUGGGCCAUCAAGAUUUGCCACAGUUUCUAAUAAGAUAUAUAAAACAAGUUUUAUUAAAAACUAAUAUUUGCAAACCAAUAAUGUACGAGGAUGAAGAAGAUUUAGAGGAUUAUUGGAAUCUAUCGUAUUCUGCUCAAAAAAGACUCUCAAAAGAAUAUGGAUUUGUUACGCAAUUAUACACUUUUUUAACUGAGAGCUUGAAUCUAUCCAUUGAAUUGGAUGAAUGUAAACAGAUUUAUGCCGCUGUUACAAGCAGAGUCCUGGAAAUCCCAGAAGAAGUCAACCGAAAUAACGAUGAUUUUACAAUAAAUACUACAUUAGUCCCCAUGCUAGACUUUGUUAAUCAUGACAAUGAUCAAAAAAAUGCUUAUUUUGAUGUAGAUAGAAACACAAAUGAUGUUUUAUUGCUUUUAGAAAAUAAAAAUCAACAAGAAUCUGUUUUUGAGAUAUUUAUUAGUUACGAUCCAGUGGAGGAAUUGGCAAAAUUUGAUUUUACUUAUGGUUUUAUUCCAAAAAAUUUACAUCAUGAGCAAAUUUUUAAAUUAGAAUUAUCACCUUCGUUAGUACCCAAAGAACAUAGAAUUUUAUAUAAAUGGUUUAAGAUCCCAUUAUAUGUUAACUUAAAGGUAUUGCCAUAUUCAACAUCACCAAUUCCUAUCGUUGAAAUUGAAGACAGUGAUCAACUGGUUUUAUUAUCUUUGCCCUAUGUUAAUGAUUUAAUUUAUGAUACUGAAUUAGAAGAAAAACUGAUAAAGGACUUGAAUACUUUGAAACAUCCAAAUCCUAGAGUAUACGCACUAACAGUUAUUGAUAUAAUGGAAGCUGGUAAUACCGAUGAGAAUGAAGAAGACGCAUUGUUGAAUUAUAUCGAUUUCCCUCAGUUAAGAUAUUCGUAUGAAGAUAGUACUGGAAGGAAUAAUAAAUUGGAAAAGCAAGACGUUUUGAAUCUUGUUAACGUAUGUGCAGAGAUUAAAAAAAAAUUUAUUAAUGAUUUUUUACUAAAAUAUUGUAAAAAAAGACUAGAAUACUUGGAAAAUGAGGUUGAUACUAAAAAUAUUGCAAUUGCUAAUUUGGAAAUGGAUAUUUUAAAAAGUUUGACAAUGAACAACAGUACUGCUAAGAUGGAUUAUAUUCAAGACUAUUAUUGUUCAUCAUCCUCGACAAACAGCGAGAAUGAAGAUUAUACUGUGGAAACGUACGGUAAGAGCCAACAUGAUAAAUUAGAGGAUUGGGUAAAAGAACAUAAUGAUAGUUGGAUAUGGAAGAACAUUCCACCUGUGUAA
This is a messenger RNA of Saccharomycodes ludwigii, 1641 nucleotides long. It is a transcript of the gene CTM1, whose product is annotated as cytochrome c lysine N-methyltransferase. The record is from RefSeq and is a predicted model, not a curated record. Lineage: Eukaryota; Fungi; Ascomycota; Saccharomycetes; Saccharomycodales; Saccharomycodaceae. Bases 1 to 1641 code for a protein of 546 amino acids. The transcript has a single exon.